Messenger RNA from Cherax quadricarinatus, 4173 nucleotides. The record is from RefSeq and is a predicted model, not a curated record. Lineage: Eukaryota; Metazoa; Arthropoda; Malacostraca; Decapoda; Parastacidae.
UUCCCCUGACCGUUUUUAACACGAGUGACGCCGGGGAAAAACAUCUGAAAUGUACUAAAAUGAUAUUUACGACGACAAUAGCUACAGGACGUGUAUUUACCUGGAGAGAGUUCCGGGGGUCAACGCCCCCGCGGCCCGGUCUGUGACCAGGCCUCCUGGUGGAUCAGAGCCUGAUCAACCAGGCUGUUGCUGCUGGCUGCACGCAAACCAACGUACGAGCCACAGCCCGGCUGAUCAGCGUAUAUAUAAGUUUAUUUGGGUACAGAAACACACAAGUACAGUUACACAUAUUUAGGUACAGGUACACGUAAGGACAAUUAUCAUACUUAGUGUAAAUUAUCUAUGAUAACCCAAAAUCAGCUGAAAAAUAGCAUAAAAGUCUAGUGGUGAGAAGUUUACAUGAACCUUCAUGAUCCUAGUGUAGUCAAUAGGCUUUAAGUCACAUGAACCAGUCACAAUCAACAGCUCCGGACUGAUUAAAUGUGCGUAGUUAUUAUGAACGAGUCUAGAUGUAUUUGUGAAUGGACUGAGAGUUGCCUGCUCCAUUCAUCAUGUAAAAAUGAGGAUACAUGAUGAUCUACGAGUGUAUCGUCAAGCAUAGAGAAGGUCACGUCUUCCUGUCAGAAAAAUUAACUCCCCAGCUGGAGACAUUGACACAGUCAUCAGUGAAGGGUAACCUGGUGACCAUCAUGGCGCUGACGAGGAGUGUCAAGCUGAGAGUUCACGCCACCACCGCCUUCGUCAUCAGUCUAUGUGCCUCCGACCUUCUUUUCUGCUCUAUCAACCUGCCUCUCACUGCCUCUAGAUACAUCCACGAAUCAUGGGUGUUGGGUGAGACGCUCUGUCGUAUUUUCCCGUUCUUUUUCUACGGCAACGUGGCCGCCUCGCUCCUCAACAUGGUCGCCAUCACUAUCAACAGGUAUAUACUGAUUGCUCAUCACGGCCUCUAUGAUCGCAUCUACCGCAGCCACUACAUCUACCUAAUGAUUGCUGUGGUCUGGCUCUUCUCAUUUGGGAUGAUGAUGCCUCCGCUGUUUGGUGUGUGGGGUCGCCUGGGGCUCGAUCCACCGUCCUUUUCCUGCACUAUCCUAAAAAAUGAAGGUUCUUCACCUAAGAAGUUCCUCUUCCUCUUCGGCUUUCUCCUGCCCAUGGUGGCUAUCGUCAUUUGCUACUCCGCCAUCUACUACAAGGUGCGGAAGUCACGGCGCAACUUGCUAGCACACAUCAACAAGAGUGCAACACCCUCCACCUGCAAUGUGCACAUCACCCGCAAGGAGGAUCUCCGCCUCACUAAGAUGAUGCUCACCAUCUUUCUCUGCUUCCUGAUCUCCUUCCUACCCCUCAUGAUUGUCAAUGUUGCUGAUGAUGAUGUACUAGUGCCGUCGCUCCAUGUGUUGGCAUCUGUGCUGGCCUGGGCCUCUGCUGUUGUCAAUCCCUUUGUCUAUGCAGUCACAAACAGACAGUAUCGUUCUGCCUAUCGGAAGUUAUUUUGUUGUCUUCGGAGUAAGCCAGGCCGAGCAUCAAACUCCCACUCAAAGAGCAACUCCUCUCGAACCUUUGUCACCGAAUUCCAAUACCAUGCUUCAACUGGGCAGGUCACCAGCCCGGUCCUUGCUAACCCUGCACCCGAUGCCUGAGCCCAGGUCACCACUUUCCUUCUCCACCACCUCCUUCGUAGAGCCUCACCCUGAGUCGCCUCUUCUCAUAUCCACUACCCAGCCUCAUCCUGCAUCACCUCUCCUCACCACCUCCCACCCUCACCCUAGUUCAACAACUUCCUCCCUGCUGCCUCUGCCAAAGUCACCAGUCUCUUCUUCAUACACCAGGAACUUGAGUCUGGAAAGACCAAUCUCCUUUCCUGUUACCACCCUGAUACUUGAGGUGAGCUCUUCUUCUGCCUCCUCCUCCUGUAGUACUUCCAGGGCCUCAACCCCCAUCCUUCCCCCAGAACAUAGAUUGUCAGCUUCACUCUUUAUAACAUUUGCAAAGAUUGAAAUCACACCGAGAAAUUCAUCCUACUUAGACUCCCACCACUUGAGUGACUCUCGAUCUCCAACCCCACCCCCUAUUCCCCAUGAUCUGAAAACUCCACCACAUCGCUGACUUGCUCGAGUACCACCACCAUUUCUGAAUCCUACCCCCAUUAUCUGGAAUCUGAUCUAUACCUAUGACCUGUAUUCACCACUAACCUUUUCCCAAUGGUGUUAUGUUGGUUUCCAAAACUUGUAUCCAGUUUUGGAAACUUGGUAGAGAAUUCCAGAUUGUUUUCGACUUUGUACAAAGAUAGCAAGGAAAAAUGUUGCCAAGGGUGGGUUUAGAGCGGUGUUUCUCAGCCAGUUUGCCAAACGACCACCAACUGGUCACCCCUCUUAGUUUCAGAUAAACAAAUACCUGCUGUAAGUACCCACUCAGUUUUAUAUUUAAUUAUAUUUGGUGUAUACACUAAACCCAUAUACAGUGGACCCCCACUUUAUGAUCAGCUCCCAAUGCGACCAAUUAUGUAAGUGUAUGUUUGGGGUCUGAAAUGGACUAAUCUAAUUUACAAUAUUCCUUAUGGGAACAAAUUCGUUCAGUAAUGGCACCUGAACAUACUUCUGGAAUGAAAUAUCGUAAGGCGGGGGUCCACUGUAUUUGAAGUUAUGUAAAAGUACCUAUAGCUAGAAAAUGACAGUGUAGGUAAUUCUUUGAAAAUUACUCCAUGAUAGCCACUAAAGUUUUCUAUUUAAUAAGUGGAGAAAGAAUCUCGAGAAAUAACACAUUUUGAUUUUUAUUAUUAAUUAGGUUUAUACUAAACAAUUAGUGAGUCACUAAUAGUAAUAAAUCUCAAACCAAUUUAUCUGUCUUAUGAUCUUAAUAUUUAACAAUAUUAUGAUUAUUAUUGACGUGGGUUUCAGAGAGGACCCUGAUGCCACUUUACUUUUAAACUGUUCCUUAAUUAACAUUAUUUUGUACAUCCUGAUCUACAUCUAAAAAUUAUUACAUCUUCUAGUGCUUUAGUGAGAAUGUACAAAGCCGCCUAGUGCGUAUUAGUCAUAAGUUUACAGUAUUGUAUAGUUAAAUAACGUAUUAAACUUUGUUGAAACAACAAAUACUGUCUUCCAUUUCCCAGGGAAGUUACACUGCAGAAAUAUUGUGUUCUCAGUGUAGCAAAAUACACUGUAGGACCACUAAGUGGUUCUCAGAAUAACGGUACAAUAUACGUACUGCAGAACAUGUGUAUCAGUACCAAUGUAUGGUGGUGAUGUGUACUGUACAGUGAUAAAUUGCAAAAACCACUGGUAGGGUCUCGUUGUAAUACAGGCAAAGUUAUGUCACAUUUAGUUUAGUUUGUCUUCAGUAGAGGGGGGAAAACAAACUGUCCCAAUUAAGUAUAAGUAACUAUCAUAGUAUUUUUUCAGAUAAUCUAGAUGUAAGCAAAUAAUAUAUUUAUUUUUUGACAUGCUUAAUGGCUAGAUGUAAGUAAAGUUGUUACCCUUUGUAUGACAAAGCAUUGCUGUGGAUACUGAAGAAUGAUCAAUAUCUCAGUGUACACUUGUGUAAAUGACUUGCAAAGGCUGGCCUCCACCUGAUGGUAACCAAUCGCCUUGAUCCUGUGAUGCUUCACUGAUAAAACAGUACAGUGCACUUUAUUCACAGCAAUUAUACACAGGGCAUCUAGUAAAUGUGUAAAUACAUAGCUUUUAUGUUUCAGUGUAGGCCAGUAUAAUGUUAAUUAUCAAAAGAGGAUUUUUACGUAAGUGAAAUUCUGGUAAUAUACAUUGUCACAAAGUUGCUGCAGGUACCCUUGAGCAGUGUUACUGCUAGGAAAUAACUUGUCCAAUGACCCCAUGUUCAUGUCAGACAGAUGUUUCCUCUGGCUUUUGAGUUAUGUCCACAGCAUCAAAACUGAAGGGUGAUCUUGGCUCCCAUGAGAUGCGUGUCCAUGACACCAACACAGAAGUCUUCAUUCCCAUGAGAUGUCCACGGUGGUGACAAGUAACAGUAAGCUCGACUACACUGCUCAUUCACUGUCUGGAGUUCUACCUCAGUGUCUUGGGUUUAUGGUAACACUAAGAGAACAGUGUAAUGCUUCAGACAUCUCAAUACCUGCCUGUUGGUAAAUGUAAUGUGACAGCUAAUUGAUACGAUGUAAAUAUACUUAAUAAAAUGUAGCAUUUCUUGUAUAUAUUUGGA